AUGAGUAAUAAUAGCCCAGAUAAAAUAUAGAACUCUUAAUAAGGCGUAAACGAUGACAGAAUGGAAUUUAGACAUGGAUAAUUUGAUUAAAAUAACAAUCAUCAUUCUGAGGACCAAUGUACCUAGUAGUCUCAUUAUUAAGAUGAAACUUCAAUGAGCAAUCAUCAAGAAGAAAACCAAGUUAGCCAAUAAAAAUAUUAAUAGAAUUCUCCUAAUCAAAAAUCAGAACAUUCUAUGACACUUCCUUCUUUAGAUACUCCUCUUCUUUAAUUUACGAAUCAGUAAGCACAAGGAAAAUCUUUACUAUUUCAUGAGUCAGAUGAUCCAUUUCAUUCUGAAAACCAUACUCCAAUUGCCAUCCAUUAAAAUCAACAUCAAAAAUCACAUCACUUAAUUGAUAAAAAAAGGACAGUAUUAAAUUUCGUGAAAUCAAGAGGAGAAUUGCUGGAAUAUGAAAGUGAAUAUUAUGAAAAUUUGAGAUAAAAAAUUAUUAGAAAGCGCAGGACAAAGAUAAUUGCAACUAUUAAUUAAAAUAAUUAUAAGACAUAUGAUUAAGUUAGAGAUCUUUAUUUAGCAGGUGUCAAUUCAUUUUUAAUUAAUAUGGCUUACUGCGAAAGAUAGUUUUUAGCGCAAUUAUGUUAAUGGAGAGAUUAAUUAGAAAAAGAAUAUAAUGUUCACAUUCCACUCACUUGUGUUUUAAAAGGAAGUUUAGUUCGGAUAGGCUAACUAUCAUAACCUGAAACUUAUUUAAGAAAGGGACAAUAAUUUAGAAUAAUUAUUAAGAAGAAGAUAGUUGGUGAUUCUAAUAUCUGUUCUGUAGACGAUGAUAAUUUGAUUAAAAGAAUAGGUGUAGGUGCUAAAAUUAUCAUUGACUAUGGUCAAGUAGGAUUAACAGUUAUAAAAAAAGAAAAGAGUGAUGAAACACUUAAAUAUUUAUAAGAAAACUUUGGAUAUGGACAUUAAUUUACCCGCCCAAUGACUGAAAAGUAAAAACGCACAGAUAAUUUUGUCAACACAUCUUCUGCCUCAGACGCUGACAGUUCUUCUAAGAAGAGAAUGUCUGAAUCACUGAUAAAAUAAGUUAAUUAGAAGAGUAUUCCAAGGCAAUCUGUUUAAGUUUUACCAUAUUCAACAAAUAUAAUUUAAACAAAUGAAUAUGAACAAUCUGCUGAUAAUAGCGUAAUCUCAUCAAAUACUACAACACCUUCAACUAGGAAUGUAUUUGCAGAUUAAUUAAAACAACUUAAAAAGAAUACAAACUAAAAACUAUAUGAUGUGAUAGUUUGCACUGUUGAUAGUGAUUGCAUGUUGAAAUCUUACAAACCUAUUUUCAUUUAUAAAAGUAGAGACGAAAAAGAAACAUUAUUUUACACUAAGUAAAGUAAGUAGAGUAAAUAAUUAAAUAAAAACCAUUAAUUUACAGAUGAAAAAGAUUCUAAUGGUGAAGAAUAAGAUUUUGAUGAUGAGGAAUAUGAUGAAUUCAGUGAAAAUGUCAUAAGUGCAAAAGAUAUCACUGAUAUUACAAAUGCUCUUAAUCAUGACAUUGAUAGUGUAUGUGUAUCAAAUGUAAGAACAGCAGAAGAUAUCAGAGUUGUCAAAAGGCAUUGUCAGUCAAAAUAGACAAAAAUUAUUGCUAAAAUUUAAACUUUAGAAGGUGUAUAAAAUUAUGAUGAAAUUUUAAAGGUUUCUGAUGCUGUAUUGAUAGCUAGAGGGUAUUUAACAGUUCACAUACCUGUUGAAAAGCUUCACUUUAAAUAGAAAGAACUUAUUUAAAAAUCAAAUGAAAGCUUAAAGCCUGUUUUAGUGUCAUGUAACAUAUUAGAUUCCAUGGUUUCUUCAUUGCUUCCUACUACUUGUGAAGUAGGAGAAAUAUCUAAUCUUGUAUCAGACUAUGUAGAUGCUAUUAUUUUAAGCGGCGAAACAAGCUAUGGAAUGUAUCCUAUUCAAGCUGUUGAAACUCUUUCUCGUAUUUGUAUGGAGACAGAAGCAAGAUAAAUUUUAAAAAAUUUAAAUGACACGACUCGUCCAAUUUAAAUAUAGUGGUCAAAACAAUCUGUAAUAAAUUCAAUAGUUAAAUGCACUCUUGAUGCUGCCUAUAAUAUAUAAGCAAAUCUUAUUAUUGUAUUUACAAGUACUGGAAGCACUGCUCUCAAAGUUUCAAAAUUAAGACCUCCAUGUCCUAUAAUAGCUGUCACAUCGAACCAUAAAGUUGCAAGACAUAUAAAUUAUUUAUCAUCAGUUACUGGUAAGGUAUUCUUUACCCUUGUAGGAACUAAUGUACUUACAGAAAAGGUGUUAGAAUACGCUAAAGAUUAAAAGUAUGUUAAAUCAGGUGAUUAUGUUAUAAUCACUUCUGGUGAAAUAGAAAAUUUAUCUGGAAUGACAAAUAAUCUAAAAAUUGUUUAAGUAUAGUGA
Molecule: messenger RNA, 2415 nt
Organism: Tetrahymena thermophila SB210
Lineage: Eukaryota; Ciliophora; Oligohymenophorea; Hymenostomatida; Tetrahymenidae
Product: pyruvate kinase complex alpha subunit
Exons: 3
Biological process (GO): glycolytic process
Cellular component (GO): cytoplasm
Molecular function (GO): magnesium ion binding; potassium ion binding; pyruvate kinase activity
Source: RefSeq, a predicted model, not a curated record